AACUGCAUAUCCACAUCAUUGAAUCCCAAAAACUCAAUGCAAUAUGGCGGUCGUUGAGUUGGCAGUUCCAGUUUUUGGACUUGAAAUUAAUUGCCUUUCGGUAUAACUGUUAUGUUAAGGGGAUCCUGAACAAAUGCUGUCCCACUAUAGCCCACUGAUUUUGUUUGUAAGCGAAAAUUCGACUAAUAUAUUCGACUGCUGGGAUGGUUUGAAUGGCUCACUGACGUGUCUGGCAUACAGGUUUUGGGGGUGGUUUUUCAAUACGCGAAGAGAGUGUUUUAGACACACCUUGCUUUGAUUUAACCUUUUUUUGGAAAGCUAUAAUUUGGUUAUGGCUUCUUGGCUCGGUGGUCUUGGAUCUGGUUUAGGUCAGUCACUUGGACAAGUUGGAGGAAGGGUAGGAGGCAGCUUGUCCUCACUCACUGGGCAAAUAUCCAGUUUUACCAAAGAUAUACUGUUGGAGGGUACCGAGGAAGUAAAAGAUGCUGCUACAGAGCUGCAUGUAUCUAAUUCAAGGGUCAAAGAACUUGAAAUCGCCUAUACUGCAUUGAAAUCAGAGUAUGAGAGACAGAAGAAAUUUUAUGCAGAUCUUGAGGAGAAACAUGAAGCUUCAGAGCUACAGAUAAAGCAGCAGUCAUCCGAGUACAGAAAUCAGCUUGCACAAAAAGAGGUUGAAAUCAGCCAUUUAAAAGCUCGUCAGAAUGCUCUUCAGGAACAGUUGCAAAAGCUACAGACAGCAGCCCCGUCAUCACAAGCAGGGGUGGGAGUUGCGCCUACGACCUCAGACUCUGCCCCUUACAUUACAUCAGUUACUGCUUCUGGGUUUCAUGGAAGUGAUGUGGAUUUUGGAGAUGUCCUGUGGUCACAACAAGAAAUCAACAAGCUUUCAAAUCAUGUUUUUAGGCUUGAAGAAGAGGUCGCACACUGGAAACAAAUUGCAGAGAAGUCAACAAAGAGUGAAGGAACUGCUAACGCUGACCAGAGUGAAAUGUGCAAGCUACAAAAGACCAUCAAGGAUUUGAAGGAGAAGCUAAGCCAAGAGAGAGAUGAACAUCAGCAUGAGCUCUCAGUUCUUCAGGAUGCACAUCGACAUAAGUUAGCAGAACUCACACGGCGACACCGGGAAGAGCUGACGGAAUACGAAGAGAGGAUUGAGGAACUGGAAGAACUGCAGUCAGGUGAAGCUGGUGUUCCAGAAUCUAAUCACACCAAAGUCAUGGAGCUGCAGAGAACCAUUCAGAGCUUAGAAGGUGAGGCAACAAUUUCCAAACAGGAAGCACAAGAACUGGAACAGCAGCUGCAAAAUCUUGGUGAAAAAGUGCACAGACUGGAGGAGGAGAAUGCCAGACUUUAUCAUGAGGCUGAGUGUGCGAAGUCAGAAAAGGCCCAGAUAACACAGGACUACAACCAGCUGCAGAUGGACUUUGACCUUGUAAAGAACAUUCUUGCUGAACAGCAGUCACUUGUCAAAGAGCUGCAUGAAAAUGUUAACCAGAAAAUGUCAGCAGAAGAGGAGAAUACACUGCUUCAGCUUCAAAAAGCACUUUCUGAUGCAGAGGCGGAAAUAGCACGUCUGAACAGAUUCAGCAAACUUGAACAUGAAACCAAGAUGGUGGAAUCAGAAGAGACAAAGAAUUUGAAAGCAGCCUUUGAGAAUAUGAAAGAAGAAAAUGAACAAUUGCAUAAAGAAAAGGAUGAACUGCAGAUGUUGCUUCAAAAAUUGAACGUGGAAGAGAAAGAAAUGGCUGCUCAAAACAUCAUGAAUGACUCGGUCUCAUUAGAACUGAAUGAUUUGAAACAAAAACUGAAUGAAAAAGACAGUGAAUUAAAUCAGCUUGUGAUGGAAAAAAACACAUUAUUGACGGAGCUUGAAGAACUUGACAGACAAAACCAGGAGGUUACACAGCACUUCAUUGCAGUGAAGGAUCAGCUAGUACAGCAGUGUCAUGAUUCAGAAACCGUCACUGGUCAACUCAGAGUCGAACUGGAUGGUGCUAAAAAACAGGUUGCUAAAACUGAAGCUGAAAAGAAGAGUCUACUUCAAGAGGUAGAAGGGCAGAAAGAAAAAUUAAGUCAGAGUGCAUUUACACUCAACGACCUACAUAUGAGCCACCAGCAACUCUUGAGUGAAGUGAAAGACCUGACAGAGCAGCAGAAAAUCUUAGAGAAACAGAACGCUGACAUGAAAAAAGAAACAUCGGAACUUCGGACGCAUCUGAAAAAGGCAGAGGAACAGCUUUCUGCAGCUGUGGGAAAAGUAACCGAGUCAGAGAAGGCUCCGAUGUGUAAUCAUGAUAAUUUGAUUCAGGAAAAAGAGACAGAAAUUUUAGAACUCAAGAAAGAAAUUUCUGAGAAUAAAUAUUUAAAAACUGCAUUUACUGAUGCCAAAAUUGAAAACAAAAAGUUGAACUCUGCACUUCAGGAUGUUCAACAACAGCUUCAGGAGUCUUUGUCUGGGAAGGGUAAACUUGCACAUGAAAAAGAUACCAUUAUAAAGGCUUUAAGGCUAGAGAAGAGUCAGAUUGAGAAUGAAUUAAACCAAGCUGAGAAAAAGAUAGUUGAGCAGUCCCAGAAAUAUGAAGAAACUAUUGAGGAAUUGACAAGAACCCGUAACAUGGAUACCACAGCUUUGCAUGCAGAGCAUGAACGUCUUAUUAAAGCCAAUCAGGAGAAGGAUUUUGAAAUUGCAGACCUGAAACAAAACAUUAAACAGUUGGAAACUGACCAUGAGGAAACCAAGGAAAUGCUGACAACUAGUUUGGAAGGGCAGAAACAACUGACUGAUAUUAUAAAUGAAAAAGAAAAAUUUCUGGACAAAUUAAAAGGAACAAAUUCUGAAUUGCAGAAAGAACUUGCAAGCUAUGUAAAGAUGGCAAAAGAGUUUGUGACACUUAAAAAGGCUCUGGAUGAAAAAGAUAAGUGCCUAGGAGUUAUGAAAGAAGAAAACAGCCAUCUGAAAGAAGAAAUUGAUCAUCUAAAAGAUCAACAGAGUAAACCACAGCCUGUGUCUGAACCUAAAACAUUGGAUAUUAUAACUGAACUUGAGGCUGAAAAAGCACAGUUGAAUGUUGCAAAGAAUGCAUUGGAAAAUGAAAUAAACACAUAUAAGAAGACAGUUGAAGACCAAAAGAAGACUAUAGGGGAACUUCGGCAGUCUAUAAAUGACCAGAAGAAAGAAACUGAUGAGGCAAAGGUCCAGCAUGAACAGAUGGUUCUGAACUAUGAAAAAUUGCUUUCUGAGAAAGCAGAUGAAAUUAAUUGUCUCCAGGAAAUGGUUGAUCAGGUGAAAAGUCAGUUACAGAAAAAUACUGAUGUUAUUGACACAGGUUCCUCAGAUGUCUUCCAGGAGACCAAAACCCAAACGGUCAGUGGUGAAAAUGGUAAUGAGAAGCACGACCUGUCCAAGGUAGAGAUUGAAAGGCUACUAAAAGGUAUAAGAGAAAAAGAAUUGGAGAUCAAACUCUUGAAUGAGAAAAAUGUUUCCUUAAGUAAACAAAUCGAUCAGUUAUCUAGCGAUGAAGUUGGGAAGCUCACACAAAUAAUUCAGCAAAAGGAAAUGGAGAUACAAAGCUUGUAUGCCAGAGUAACAUCUGGCUCCUAUCUGCAGGAUGUUGCUUAUUUGCAGCAACAGCUACAAGCUUAUGGUGUAGAAAGGGAUCAGCUUCUAGCUGUCUUAAAUGAAAAGACAAGGGAAAAUAGCCAUUUGAAAACAGAGUACCACAGAAUUUUAGAUACUGUAGCAAUAAAAGAAGCAGCAGUAUUGAAACUGCGGGAGGAGAAUGAAAAGCUGUCAAGCAGGCAUGAAAUUGGAAGUCAGGAGAUGGUUAGAGAGACCAUUCAAAACCUCUCUCGGAUCAUUCGUGAGAAAGACAUAGAAAUAGAUGCCUUAAGUCAGAAAUGCCAAACUUUACUUACUGUCCUUCAGACGUCUAGCACUGGCCCGGGUUGUGAGUCUGGAGGUGUAAGCAGCAAUCAGUUUGAAGAACUGCUUAGGGAAAGAGAUGACCUUAAACAGCAAGUAAAAAAAAUGGAGGAAUGGAAACAGCAGGUGAUCACCACAAUUCAGAACAUGCAGCACGAAUCUGCUCAACUUCAGGAAGAGAUACAGAAGCUUCAAGGACAAGUCUUUGCUGAUAGUGAUUCUAGUUCAAAAUUACAGAUGGACUAUGCUACCUUAAUAAAUGGUUAUGAAAAGAAAGAAAAAAUGUUAAAAAAUUUGAGUCAGGAGCUGGUCCACAUUCAGAGUAGUAUUGGGCAGUUGCACAGUACCAAAGAUGUUUUACUGGGCAGACUUGACUUGGUGAAAGCAGAGCCUGGCACUGAGUUGGGUUCUGUAGUACCAUUAACAGAAACUCUUACUUCUCAUGUGCCUUCUGAAGCAGAGGUCGAUAGGAUUAAAGCAUUGCAAAAGGAAUUGGAAACGUUAAAACGUGUCUUACAGUCUAAGGAAUCUACAAUAAGAACUCUUCAAGAAAACAAUAGUAGAUUGUCGGACACUGUAGCUGCAAAUGCUGAGUCCAGUAGAAAGAAUAAUGAGGAGGGUACUUCAGAAAUAACGCAGACGAGGGAAAAGUGCGAUGCUCUCCAGAUAUCAUUACGAGAAAAGGAUUUGCUAAUUAAGUCCAAGAAUGACCAGUUCAUUUCAGUUAACCAUGAUUUGAAAAACAAAAUACAAGAAAACGAAGUUCUGAAACAGGCUGUUACAAAUUUGAAGGAGCGAAAUGUGGUUCUUGAAAUGGAAAUAAGUAAACUGAAAGAAGAAAAUGAUAAAAUAGCUGGACACUCCAGAGAAAAAGAGUCCGAGUUCAGAGCUCUGCAGGAGACCAACAUGCAGUUUUCAAUGAUGCUGAGGGAAAAAGAAUUUGAAUCUAGCUCAAUGAAGGAAAAAGCUUCUGCUUUGGAACAGUUAUUGAAAGAUAAGGAGCAGGGUAAGACAGGAGAACUGAAUCAGCUUCUGAACGAGGUGAAGUCCAUGCAAGAGAAAGCUGUCAUGUUCCAGCAGGAGAGAGACCACAUGAUGCUAGCGCUGAAGCAGAAACAGAUGGAGGCCAGUGCAUUGCAGAAUGAGACCCAGCAUUUACGUGAAAAAGAGCAACGCUUAAAGCAAGAGCUUGACCGCUUGCGCAGUCAUCUUAUUGAGAUGGAAGACUCUUAUACAAGGGAAGCUUUGGCAGCUGAGGACCGAGAGACGGAGUUAAGAAAGAAGGUCACCCAGCUGGAUGAGAAGCUUAUGUCUUCAUCCACGGCAGUAGAAAAUGCCAGUCACCAGGCUAGUCUGCAGGUAGAAUCCUUGCAGGAACAGCUCCGAGUUAUUGCCAGACAAAGAGAUGAUGCGGUCCUCCAGUUGAAUACCUCACAAGAGCAAGUGAAGCAGUAUGCAUUGUCACUGGCCAAUCUGCAGAUGGUGUUGGAGCAAUUCCAGCAAGAAGAGAAAGCCAUGUAUACAUCUGAAUUAGAAAAAUACAAGAAAGAUGCAAGAGAGUGGAAGAGAAAAUCAGAAGUAUUGGAGGACAAAGUGGCAGCAAUGCAGGCAAACUUAGAUGAAGCAAAUGCUGCCCUGGAAUCAGCCUCUAGGCUAACAGAACAGUUGGACAUUAAAGAAGAACUGAUAGAAGAUCUUAAAAAUGAAGUUCAUCUCAGACAAGAAAUGCUGGAUGAUGCUCAGAAUAAACUCAUGAAUCUUUUGAACAGCACUGAAGGGAAAGUGGACAAGGUGCUGAUGAGAAAUCUGUUUGUGGGUUAUUUCCAUACCCCAAAGAACAAGCGUCAUGAAGCACUAAGAUUAAUGGGGAGCAUUUUGGGACUUUCAAGGGAUGAAGUUGAUCAGCUGUUGAGUGAAGAAAAGCAAGGUGUCACACGAUGGGUUUCCAGCUGGCUUGGUGGAAGAAGUGGUGGAACAAAAAGCGUCCCUAACACACCCUCAAGAGCACAGCAUGAAACAGUUUUCAACAGUUCUUUCUCUGCAUUAUUUGUGAAGUUCCUAGAAACAGAGUCACGUCCAACUCUUCCCCCUCCUAAAAUGACCAUGCAGGACAUUGUACCAAUAGGUUCAUCUGCCACUGGCAGUCUUGCCAGCCCUACAGCCACCAGCACUUUGGGUAAGAGCAUUUUGAUUGCAUCCUCCACAAUACAUUGUAAAGCAGAUUUUUAA
Molecule: messenger RNA, 6151 nt
Organism: Protopterus annectens (West African lungfish)
Lineage: Eukaryota; Metazoa; Chordata; Ceratodontiformes; Protopteridae
Gene: TRIP11
Product: thyroid hormone receptor interactor 11
Exons: 20
Coding region: 332-6151 (1939 amino acids)
Biological process (GO): endoplasmic reticulum to Golgi vesicle-mediated transport; Golgi organization
Cellular component (GO): Golgi apparatus
Molecular function (GO): small GTPase binding
Source: RefSeq, a predicted model, not a curated record